Molecule: messenger RNA, 4826 nt
Organism: Sarcophilus harrisii (Tasmanian devil)
Lineage: Eukaryota; Metazoa; Chordata; Mammalia; Dasyuromorphia; Dasyuridae
Gene: TSHZ1
Product: teashirt zinc finger homeobox 1
Exons: 2
Coding region: 206-3457 (1083 amino acids)
Biological process (GO): regulation of transcription by RNA polymerase II
Cellular component (GO): nucleus
Molecular function (GO): DNA-binding transcription factor activity, RNA polymerase II-specific; DNA binding
Source: RefSeq, a predicted model, not a curated record
CCCCCCCCCAACACACACUCUUCUUUCAGCUUUAUAUUCCUCUCCCCCCUUCCCCCCUCCCCCCACGUUUUCCUCCCUAUGUGUAUGUGUUUUGUUUCUUCUGCAUGAAAAGAGUGGGAUUGGAGACGUCCUGCGGAAACUCUCCAGCGGCAGCGGCGGCGGCGGCGGCGGCGGCGGCGGCGGCGUUGGUGGCAGCCUCAACAGCAUGCCGAGGAGAAAGCAGCAAGCACCCCGGCGCUCGGCAGCUUAUGUUCCUGAGGAAGAAUUGAAGGCAGCAGAAAUAGAUGAAGAAACCGUAGAGGACGAUGGGCUAUCUUUGGACGUACAGGAAAGUGAGUAUUUGUGCAAUGAAGAAACAGAAAUCAAAGAUUACCAGGAUUCUCCAGUGAGCACUGCAACCAAUCAGGAUGCAGGGUAUGGGUCACCCUUCAGUGAAAACAGCGACCAGGUAGCCCAUUUCAAAAACUCUUCAUCGAAAGAAGAGAAAGAAGACCCCCCGGCCACAGACAGUGCCCCCUACCCCCAGGACAGCUUGGCACAAAUAAAAGCUGUGUACGCGAACUUACUUUCCGAGUCCUGUUGGUCCAACCUCGCCUUGGAUUUAAAGAAAUCCGCUUCGACGGCGGGGAGCCAUGAGCCGGGCCAGAGCGAGAGCGCGGCCACGACGGCGCCCGCGACCACCACGACCACCAGCAGCAGCGCCAGCAGCCACAGCACCAGUACCAGCACCCACACCAGCACGGGCACCUGCACGAGCAGCAGCGGCGGCAGCGCGGGCAACAGCAGCAGCAGCAGCAGCAGCUCGGGCUACGACUGGCACCAGGCGGCCCUGGCCAAGACCCUGCAGCAGACCUCCUCCUACGGGCUCCUGCCGGAGCCCAGCCUGUUUAGCACGGUGCAGCUCUAUCGGCAGAACAACAAGCUCUACGGCUCCGUGUUCACGGGCGCCAGUAAGUUCCGGUGCAAAGACUGCAGCGCGGCCUACGAUACCCUGGUGGAGCUCACGGUGCACAUGAACGAGACCGGGCACUACCGGGAUGACAACAGGGACAAAGACUCGGAGAAGACCAAGCGGUGGUCCAAGCCCAGGAAGCGGUCGCUGAUGGAGAUGGAGGGCAAGGAGGACGCCCAGAAAGUGCUGAAGUGCAUGUACUGCGGGCAUUCCUUCGAGUCCUUGCAAGACCUGAGUGUCCACAUGAUAAAAACAAAGCAUUACCAGAAAGUGCCUCUGAAGGAGCCAGUGCCGGCCAUCACGAAGCUGGUGCCCUCCACCAAAAAACGAGCACUUCAGGACCUGGCUUCCCCUUGUUCCCCGGAGCCCGCGGGGAUCGCGGCGGAGGUGGCGCUGAGCGAGUCCGGCAAGGAUCAGAAAACUGCGAACCCGUACGUGACGCCCAACAAUCGUUACGGCUACCAGAACGGCGCCAGCUACACGUGGCAGUUCGAGGCUCGCAAAGCCCAGAUCUUGAAAUGCAUGGAGUGCGGCAGCUCCCAUGACACCUUGCAGCAGCUGACUGCCCACAUGAUGGUCACCGGCCACUUCUUGAAGGUGACCACCUCGGCCUCCAAGAAAGGCAAACAGCUAGUGUUAGAUCCCGUGGUGGAAGAAAAAAUACAGUCCAUCCCCUUGCCCCCCACCACGCACACCAGGCUACCGGCCUCUAACAUCAAGAAGCAGCCCGACUCUCCCGCGGGCUCCGCCACGUCUGAAGAGAAGAAGGAGCCAGAGAAGGAGAAAGUUCCCGCUGCCGGCGAAGGCGAGAAGAAGAUAAAGGAGGAAAAUGAGGACUCCGCGGAAAAAUUCGAGCCAACCACUGUUUAUCAGUACCUGCGAGAGGAGGACUUGGAUGAUAGCCCCAAGGGUGGGAUAGAUAUAUUAAAAUCUCUAGAGAACACGGUGACCACUGCUAUCAGCAAGGCUCAGAAUGGGGCCCCGUCCUGGGGAGGGUACCCUAGCAUUCAUGCGGCGUACCAGCUCCCCGGGACGGUGAAACCCCUUCAGCCCGCUGUCCAGAGUGUGCAGAUGCAACCCUCCUACGCCGGCAGCGUCAAGUCCCUGUCUUCAGAGCACAAUGCACUAGUCCAUUCUCCAGGGAGUCUCACCCCGCCACCUCAUAAAAGCAACGUGUCUGCUAUGGAGGAGCUGGUGGAGAAGGUGACGGGCAAAAUCAAUGUGAAGAAGGAGGAGAAACCAGCGGAAAAAGAGAAAAGCUCUCCCCCUAAGCCCACAUCUCCUGUUGCAAAAGAGAAUAAUAAGGAUUUCCCCAAAUCCGAGGAAGUUAACAAGCCACAGCAGAAGAAAAAUCCUGAGGCGGACAUGCAGAAGGCCAAAAAGGACAGUCCAGCAGAAGCUCACACCCCAAACGGGACAGAGCCUCUCAAAGUAAAAGUUACCAAUGGCUGUAAUAAUCUAGGGAUUAUCACAGAUCAUUCACCUGAGCCAUCUUUCAUUAACCCACUGAGUGCUUUACAAUCCAUUAUGAACACCCAUCUAGGCAAAGUUUCUAAACCCGUCAGUCCUUCCUUAGACCCCUUGGCGAUGCUGUAUAAAAUUAGCAACAGUAUGUUGGACAAGCCUAUCUACCCCACUAGCCCCGUCAAACAGGCUGAUGCUAUCGAUCGGUACUACUAUGAGAACAGUGACCAGCCCAUUGACUUGACCAAGUCCAAAAACAAGCCCCUUGUUUCCAGCGUGGCUGAUUCAGUCUCAUCGCCUCUUCGGGAAAGUGCACUAAUGGACAUCUCCGACAUGGUGAAGAAUCUCACAGGGAGGCUGACUCCUAAGUCUUCAACCCCCUCCACAGUGUCCGAGAAAUCCGACGCGGAUGGGAGCAGCUUUGAGGAGGCUUUGGACGAGCUGUCCCCCGUCCACAAGAGGAAGGGGCGGCAGUCUAACUGGAAUCCUCAGCACUUGUUGAUUCUUCAAGCUCAGUUCGCUUCCAGUUUACGAGAGACUCCUGAAGGCAAAUACAUCAUGUCAGACUUGGGCCCCCAGGAGCGGGUGCACAUCUCUAAGUUUACUGGUCUUUCCAUGACCACCAUUAGCCACUGGCUGGCCAAUGUGAAGUAUCAGUUAAGGAGGACAGGUGGAACUAAAUUCUUAAAGAACCUAGACACGGGGCAUCCUGUUUUCUUUUGCAAUGAUUGUGCCUCUCAAUUCAGGACUGCUUCUACGUACAUAAGUCACCUAGAGACACAUUUGGGCUUUAGCUUGAAGGAUCUGUCCAAGUUGCCACUCACUCAGAUUCAAGAACAGCAGAAUGUUUCAAAAGUCCUCGCAAAUAAAACUUUGGGCACACUGGGAGUUGCGGAGGAGGACUUGGGCUCCACAUUCCAGUGUAAGUUGUGUAACCGGACUUUUGCAAGCAAACAUGCAGUCAAACUGCACCUUAGUAAAACACAUGGCAAAUCCCCUGAGGACCACCUGAUCUAUGUAACUGAAUUAGAAAAACAAUAGCGUCCAGGUAUGCAAGUGACCAUGGGAACAUUGCACUAAAACUUCUGAAUAGUACUGCACUAGGCCUGAUCUGAGCCUCUGAAAUCAGUCUUACUUUUGUUGCUGAACUGCCUAUCUGGACCUUGGUUUUUCUUACCCAUAUUUUGUAGUUAUAUUUAUAUGCUCUUUGUCUGAUCUGUGCAUGUUUUUUUUUUCCUUGUUUGUUUUUUUGUUUUUAUUUUUGUUUUUUGUUUUGUUUUGUUUUUUUGGUGAGUCAAAGUCUGACCUUUAUUUUCAACAUCUGUUCUUGAUGUUAAGCUAUCUUUUGUAGGAUAUAGUGGGACACACUAUUCAGAGACAUUAAUUUAGCCGUAAAGAAAGACACAAAUAACAAUGAUAAAAAAGACAUCCUAAAAUUACAAAGUUGCCAUGACAAUAAAGGUCAUAGAACCUAGUAGUGUCAAAUUUAACCCUUUGAGGACUGUAAUAGCAUUUCUGUGCCUUUUCCAAAAAAAAAAAAAAGACUUAAAGGCAUAUUUCAUUCAGAUCAAAAGCUGUGUCAGACACAAAACUUAUUUAAUAAUUAAAAAAAUUAAUAAGCUUUUUUAUGCAGAACUGGUUUGUGAAGAAAACAUGCAUGCAGCUGUUGGAAGAUAGAAAGCUAUCUAGUACUCAUGGGGUUAGGAGCUACUAAUGUAAAAGUUAAAAAAAAAAUCAGACCUUAGUUGCCACUAUGCCCAAACCCUCUGGAUGCUGAAAAAUGCCACUUUUGGCAAAAAAAAAAAAAAAUAAAAUAAAAUAAAGUAUGCAAGCUGUUAUUUAAAAAAUGUGUAAAAAUGCUAUUUCUUUUUUCCUGUAAAAUACUGCAGUUUAUAGUUAUUUACAAAUGUAAGCUUUGGUACAAGCUGACCUUUCUAUAGCGUGCUGCAUUGGUAAAUGAAAAAAAAACCUGGGGCAAAUGUUGGAGUCUUUUCCUUGUAAAUUGCCAGCAUCAGCUUAAACUACUACAUGUUACAUAUCGUACCAUUUUAAACUGUUCAACUUUCUUUGUACCUUCUGGCUGUAUGCUUUUCUCUUUUAACUUUUUAUAUUGUCAUUUUAUAUUCAAUUUCUGUGUAUAUAAUGUAAAACCACAAUUUUUGAAUAAAAUUUAGUUCCUGCAGCUUGAUUUAAAGAGAGAAAUUUUACUGGCACCUGCAUCUUUCCAGAUGCAUGUACUUAAAGGGACUAUCAGACAAAAAUAAAUAAAUAAAAUAAAGCAAGCAAUGCACUAUUAAUUAUACAUUUUGAUGUUCUAUCAUUAAUAUUGUACAGUACAUUUUGGUUCACACAAUUAAAUCCACUUGUUUCUCAAAUGUAAAAUAAACCCACAUACAGUUCUUGAUUUACA